UUUUUUUUAGGGGGGCUCGGAAUUGACUAUUCCGAAGAUCCAUGCGACCCUAGCGGCUAAAGUGAGAACUGGGGAAGGCAGGUAAUCAGUCCAAUCGCCGCGUUAUGAUCAUUGUAUGUAUUUCGGUGUUUCCUUUUCAUGGACUAAGACUGGUUCUUAGCAAUUAACACUGUUCAUUACAGAAAAUCUUAGUUAAAAUGUGAAAUAAAUCGAAACCAAGCAUAAUAUCAAUUGUUCUGUUUACAGAUUUCAUUCAAAAAAGGGGAACAAUAUAAUUAUUCACUUUCACCCCUUUUUACCAAAAAUUGCUCAAUACAAGUGAAUACUCUUAUGGGACAAGGGUCACGCAUCUGUGUGCUCGAAUGUGCUCGUGCCUUGCCCUCGCAAAUGUGGCUCGUACGUGUCAAGGGCCAACCUGCCCAAACACCAAUACGAAUGCGUCAAUCAAAAGACAGCUACGCCGAAAACAUCGCCUUCAAACCAUCGCGGUUAUCCUGCGAAGCACAGCGAGACUAAUUCGCUAGGUAAGACUAGUAAUGGCCAAAAAUAAGGAUAUAAUAAGUCAUGUGUUUAUAUCUCCACUUUUGAAUCCACUUGAAUCCUUCUCUUUGGCUCUUUCAUAACCCACUUUAGAGCCAGAACCCACUAUAAAGUUGAUUGUGGCUCUGGAUAGUUACUAUACAAAUUUUGAGUUUUUUGUGAUGGCGUACUACUUGAACAGAGAAUAUCGGAUUGUUAAUAACACAGAUUGGUUCAAUACACAGACUACAUAAUAAGAUGCAAAGUAUCCAAGACUAACUAUAACCAGUGUCAGACAGAACCGCGGUAAUGACAAAAACCGUCUUCCAAGAAGAACUCGCUCGCCUUUCUAAACGCGUCCAGGACCUGGAGACGCGUCGCCAACAGUCCUCUAUCCGCAGCAGUCAACAAUUCACCACGCUCGCUGGUCAUCUGGACACUUUGAAAACCGUCCUUACCCAACACACUUCGGCCAUCGAGAAAAUCAACCACUUCCAUGGAUUCCACGACGACUGGCGGAGGAACCUCGAGAACCGACUGGAAAAGCUAGCAUCGACCGCACUCGAUCUGGAGCAACUGCGCGGCGAAAUCGACUCUAAAUUGCCCCAAUUGCAGAACUUGAACGACGCGUUUCACCAUUUCAAAGAAGCGACGUUGUCGGAUCGCGGGCGAUCGCAAAGUGUCGCGAUGGACUUCGCGCGCAACAUCGAAGAUCUGCGCGGGUUGAUCGAGCGACAAGCGUCUGACGUUUCGGCGCUUUGGAGCGAACAUCUUCAGACAACGUCCGUGUUGCGUGGCGACGUCGACGAACAGAGGGCGAAGCACACCAGUUUAGUAUUCGAUCUGAGAUCGGUCAGUCACAUAGCCUCCGAGGCGGCUGAAAAAGUCGAACUUCUUGAGCGCGACUUCGGGGAGAUGAAGCACGACGUGGAGCAGCUAAAAGUCGACGUUGCCGUGAUGGAGGGGCUGGGGAGCGGGGCGGAUGAGACGUGGGGCAGCGUGUUGUGGAAGAUCUCUGAUUUUGAUUCAAAACUGAAGGCGGCCAAGGACAGCGGCGUCGUGUUGAAGAGUGUCCCGUUCUACACCCACCGAUACGGAUACAGGAUCAGGCUACUACUCUAUUUAAACGGUCUGAAUAAGUGGAGAGACAGAUACGCCCUGGCCUGCAUUCAUGUCCUCAAAGGGGAUUACGACAUGUUGCUACCCUGGCCGUGCUCCAUAGAGGGCAGCAUGAUCUUGAGGGACUUGGAAAAUGUGUCUAAGCCGAAGUCAUUUUCCAAAUAUAUCAAGGCCAAAAGGAACUGCGGCGACGAAGAGGCUGAAGAACCGCAAGAGUCAUCGAGCACGUACAUUUUCAUCCCACAUAGUGUCUUGCUCAAGGGGACUUACCUUAAAAACGACACGGUGUUCGUCGAAGUGAGAAUCAAUCCCUUCGAAAAACAGGAAACCAGCCUCUGAUUGAAUACCUCGAGACUUACAUACACUUAUUUAUUGUAAAUUUUCCCUCACUAGUCAGAGGGACGAAAUAAAAUAACUUUAUAAAUUAGCGACUUUUUGUUGUUUUUAACCGGUGCCCGUAAUCUGUACUGUUUAAAACAAAACAAAUUUUUACAAAUUAUAGAUUAAUUGUAA
Cylas formicarius (sweet potato weevil) is the source of this 2151-nucleotide messenger RNA. RefSeq names its product TNF receptor-associated factor 3. Gene Ontology annotation, molecular function: ubiquitin protein ligase binding; zinc ion binding; tumor necrosis factor receptor binding. Gene Ontology annotation, biological process: protein K63-linked ubiquitination; regulation of canonical NF-kappaB signal transduction; tumor necrosis factor-mediated signaling pathway. Lineage: Eukaryota; Metazoa; Arthropoda; Insecta; Coleoptera; Brentidae. Bases 829 to 1977 code for a protein of 382 amino acids. The transcript has 4 exons. The record is from RefSeq and is a predicted model, not a curated record. Gene Ontology annotation, cellular component: cytoplasmic side of plasma membrane; plasma membrane signaling receptor complex.